Molecule: messenger RNA, 1536 nt
Organism: Phragmites australis (common reed)
Lineage: Eukaryota; Viridiplantae; Streptophyta; Magnoliopsida; Poales; Poaceae
Exons: 1
Coding region: 1-1536 (511 amino acids)
Biological process (GO): telomere maintenance; DNA repair
Molecular function (GO): DNA helicase activity
Source: RefSeq, a predicted model, not a curated record
AUGGGUAAAUACAUAUCAUCAUUCCCUCUUCCUGAGAUCGAAGAGGAGCAUGACACCAUGUAUGGAGAGGUAAGGGAAAUAUUUGAAGAGAGAUCUAUAGAGGUAGACCAUGAAUUUGCCUCGGUCAUGUCAUCUCUCAAUCGUGAACAACGGUAUGCUUAUGACAAAAUAUUAUCCUAUGUUGACAGCGGUAAUGGAACUGCAUUCUUUGUUGAUGGUCCUGGAGGGACCGGAAAGACAUUCCUAUACAAAGCUUUGCUAGCGAAGGUCCGUAGUGAGGGAAAAAUAGCAAUUGCUACUGCAACAUCUGGUGUUGCUGCCUCAAUCCUGCCUGGAGGCAGGACUGCACACUCAAGAUUUAAGAUAUCAUUGGGCAUACAAGAAGGAGGAGUGUGUAACUUUACAAAGCAGAGUGAGACCGCGAAACUUCUUCGAAUGGCUUCACUUAUAUUAUGGGAUGAGGUCUCUAUGACAAAAAGGCAAGCAAUUGAGGCACUUGAUAAGAGCCUGAGAGACAUCAUGGAAAAGUCUGAUCUACCAUUUGGAGGAAAAACGAUUGUUUUUGGAGGCGACUUCAGGCAGGUCCUUCCAGUUGUGCGAAAGGGUACAAGAGCACAAAUAAUAAAUGCAACAUUACGCAAAUCUUACCUAUGGGAAAACAUGCAAAAGCUGAGGCUUGUUCGUAAUAUGAGGGCUCAAUCAGAUCCAUGGUUUUCUAAAUACCUACUACGUAUCGGGAAUGGCACUGAAGAAACUGUGAAAGAUGACUAUGUAAAGAUACUCGAUGAGAUAUGUGUGCCUUACACUGGUGCAGAAUCAGACAUUGAUAAUCUUAUUGAUAGAGUGUUUCCUAUGUUAGCAACACACAUAUCCAAUUCAGACUACAUCACAUCUCGCGCUAUUUUGUCAACAAGGAAUGAGAAUGUCGAUGACAUAAACAUGAGGCUUAUCGAACGAUUUCCUGGUGAUGAGAUGGUCUAUCACAGCUAUGAUCUUGCAAUUGAUGAUCCAAACAACUACUACCCUCCCGAAUUCUUGAAUUCUCUAACCCCAAAUGGAUUACCACCGCACAUCCUCAAGCUAAAGGUCAAUUGCCCUGUGAUUUUGCUCAGAAAUCUAGAUCCAGCUAAUGGUUUGUGUAAUGGGACAAGGUUGAUAGUCCAAGCAUUUCAAAGGAACACUAUCGAUGCAAAAAAUGUGCUAGGUCAACAUGCUGGAAAAAGAGUAUUCCUACCAAGGAUACCUUUGUACCCAUCUGAUGAUGAAAUAUUCCCCUUUAAGUUUAAGAGGAAUCAAUUUCCUAUCAGAGUGAGCUUCGCAAUGACGAUCAAUAAAGCACAAGGACAAAUGAUCCCUUAUGUUGGAAUCUAUCUACCUAAUCCAGUAUUCUCUCAUGGUCAGCUCUAUGUCGCCCUGUCGCGAGCAACUGCUAGGAGAAAUAUCAAAAUACUUGCUGCAUCGGAAAAUGAUGCUAGCGUAGAUUCAGCCUGCACACUAACCAAAAAUAUUGUCUACAAAGAAGUCCUCACCUCGUAA